Oryctolagus cuniculus (rabbit) is the source of this 2135-nucleotide messenger RNA. It is a transcript of the gene GM2A, whose product is annotated as ganglioside GM2 activator. Gene Ontology annotation, cellular component: cytoplasmic side of plasma membrane. The record is from RefSeq and is a predicted model, not a curated record. Gene Ontology annotation, biological process: ganglioside catabolic process; lipid transport. Lineage: Eukaryota; Metazoa; Chordata; Mammalia; Lagomorpha; Leporidae. Gene Ontology annotation, molecular function: enzyme activator activity; lipid carrier activity.
CCAGCUUUGCAUCAUCAGUGCAGGCAGGCAUUUAAAGACGCAGCCGCCGCGGCAGACUGUGCAGUGAGCGUGGCGUGGAACCGCCCUUCGCGAUGCACUCUCCGAUGCAGGUUGCUCUCCUGGUCGCCUUGGGCUUGCUCCUCGCCCACCCCGCGUCCCCUGCGCACCUUCUCCAGAACCAGCUCAGUAGCUUUUCCUGGGAUAACUGCGAUGAAGGGAAGGACCCCGCAGUGAUCAAGAGCCUGACGCUGGAGCCUGACCCCGUCGUCAUUCCUGGGAAUGUGACCAUCAGCACUGAGGGCAAGACUGGUGUACGCCUCGAUACUCCUCUGAAGGUGAUAUUAACUGUGGAGAAGGAAGUGGCAGGUUUCUGGAUCAAGGUCCCCUGCGUGGAACAGCUCGGCAGCUGCACCUAUGAUGACGUCUGUAACAUGCUGGCUACGCUCAUUCCCCCUGGGGAGUCCUGUCCAGAGCCCCUGCAUACCUAUGGACUCCCCUGCCACUGCCCCUUCAAAGAAGGCACCUACUCACUGCCCAAGAGCGAGUUCACCAUACCCGAUCUGGAGCUGCCCAGCUGGCUCAGCACCGGCAACUACCGCGUUGAGGGGGUCCUCGCCAGAGGCCAGGAGCGGCUGGCCUGCGUCAAGAUCGCCGCCUCCCUGAAGGGCAAAUAGCGCAGCAUGGCCACAGCACGUGAAGGGGGAGGAGCAAGGUGUCCUCUUCCUCCAUCUUGUGUUUACCAAGGCUCAAUUCCAACCCUCUGCCCCGUUUCUAGCCCCUCUCUGCAAUGAUUGCACUACCCUCACUGAAAAUCAUUUUGUACCACUUGGGUUUUUGGCUGGCGCAAUCUGCCCUAGCCCAGGGAGGAUGUGUUGGGCAGUUCCUGGUGGCCCAGGACACCUGCUGGGCUGGCCGCCUCAUGGUCCAGCCCACCCUAUGGCUUUCCAAGAGUCUCAUUCAUUUCCAAAGCAGUCAUGGGCUGGGAACCCGUGAGUCUGGGGAAACUCAGUUCAGACUGACCCAGGUUGGCCUCCUGAAACCCCUUGGUGACUUUCUCCCUUUUUUUUUUUUUAAGUCACUGACUUAAAAGCAGAGAGAGCAUAUUAACAUUUUUCGUUCUACUCUAAACCAUUCUUACAAUGAAGGGGCUAAAAUAGUUGCUCUUAGUCUCCUCCUCGCUUCAUUUCUGUGAUUAAUAUCCUUUCUGAGUUUGUCCAGUUAACACUAGGGCUUGGUGUAUCCUGGAGAAGACAGCAGGUGGGGCAGGGAGUCCCUCGGGGGAGACAAUUGGGAAUGUUUGACGUUGGAGAUCACUUACAAACACAGGUUCCUGUGGGGCCAAGCAAGGGACUUCAACGGGUGACAAGGACCACUGGGAACAUGGUGCAUUGAGAUCCGACUUCCAUUUCUCCUUUUUGGAUAAAGCCAAGACCUCCAUUAUUGCACACUCUUGUGAUACUCCAUACAACACACCAGCACACACAUGGGGAUCCAGGGCCGCUGAGGCCCCGUCUCUGCUGGGAAUGCUGGCAGGACAGCCCAUCAGUCCAUGGGGAGCACCUGCUCUCCAGCUCUGCUCAGUGCCAUAGAAGAACACUGUGUGCCCAGCCAGUAUUGCCAGAGAGGCUCAACUUUUUGCCAUUGGAGAGGCCCCAAAUCCAGAUUUUUAUAUGAAAUCUUACCUUUUAAAAUGUUAGCAAUUAUUAUUUUUAAAAAGUGUACAGCCCCAGGGGCCAAAUGGAUGUUUGCAAAAUGCAGUUUGCAACCUUGGGUCUAAUUGUAUGGCCUUGUUCUUUAGUCUAAAGCACAUCCUGUGGCACCAUUUCUCCCCUCAGAGGGGUCCAAACGCACAGUGUGUGGUCUCCAGGAGAAGGCUUGUCCAGUGCUGGUGGAGGUGCGGGCUGUGUCUCAGAGCCCUGAGCUUCAGGGAUCACACGACUGCCUGCUUCAGCCUCAGCGACCCACUGGGGACUGGGGCAGCUGCCGAAGAGUUGGCACCAGCAGCGGCUGCUCUGUGGAGCAGGGUGUGGCGAAGAGGCAGACUUGGGUCAGGCUGCCCAUGGUGCCCACCGCCGCACUGCACCACUGUGACAACUUGCUGAAACCUAGAAUGGCAAUAAACCUUUUGUACUUGC